AAUAACGUAAGUGAAAAUGAAUAAAUAAAUGUCAAGAGUGAUAGCAUUUGUGAAAAAAGAAAGUAAUUAUGUUCAGUUUCUUUAAACGAAAAAUUAUCGUCAUGUUAUUAUUAAAGAAUAUUCAGCUAUAAUUUAUUAUUUCGCAAUGUUUUUUUUUUUUUUUUUUCCUUUCUUGCCAUUACAUUUCCAUAAUAAUUACUUAUCACAAGAUUUUUUCCUUUUCUAAAGAUGCCUAACUUUAAAGAAAUAUUUUGAAGAUGAGCCAAUUAUUUCAAAGUACCUCUUAUGCUGGUGCGGGAGAGCAUCUUUUCUUGAGUGAAGAACUCAGUGACGUAACCAUAUUAGUGCAAAGCAGCUCUCAAAGCCAGUGGCGUUAUCCUGCUCAUCGUUUAGUGCUUUCUUCACAGAGCUCUGUUUUUCGGCGUAUGUUAGAAAGUAACUUUUCUGAGAAAUCCACAGGCUCUAUUAUCAUUGCAGAUAUAAAACCUAAGAUAAUUGAACUUCUACUUGGGUAUAUGUAUCGAGGUAGGGUGAGUCUUCAGAAUUGGCGAGACGGUUUGGAACUUCUCCGUGCCGCCCACAAAUAUCAAGUAGAACCUCUUGUGCAAUUCUGUAGCAGAUUCCUCGAAAAUAUGAUCAGUAUAUCGAACGUCUGCUACUUUUAUAACGAAGCGUGUCUCUAUUCUCUAAUCUCUCUAAAGGAGAAAUGCCUCAAACUUAUCCUGGAUGCUGGCUUCAUCGUGUUACGGAGCAAAGCGUUCGAGAUACUUGAGAAAGAUUCGGUGAUGGACAUCAUCACGAAUUCGGACCUGAACAUUGACAGCGAGCUAAUGGUGUUCGAAGCCUUGCUGAAAUGGUCUCCCAUGCAGUGCUGUCGGGUAGGCCUCCAGAUGAAUGAGGCGAACAUCUUGCAAGAGCUGACGCCAUUCCUGAAAUACGUGUGUUUCGACGACAUGUCCGACACCGACAAAAGCGCCCUGCCGCCAGCCGUGCUGUCGUGCGUCAAACCAAAUAAUCGGAAUCGUAUCGCCCAUCACGUGCCCGAUUCUCUGCUGCAGUUUUCUUGCUAUUUCAAUUUCCACACAGACCAGGAGUUCAUGGAAUGCGUCGGCGAUGCUCUCAACUGCAUCAGCUUCUCCCUGGAUGCCUCCCAGUAUAUGAUUGGCUUGAAAUUUAUGGUGGUGACGCCAGAAUGCCCGCCACACUUGAUCCUCUCGUUGGUCAAAGUGUAUGGUGGAUCCACGACCAUCUGCCACACCAUGAACUUGUACUCUGUUGCUUGGAAGGAAGGAUUGCAGAUGAAUGAGAGGAAGAGGUACGAGGCACAGAUUCUUCUACGGCAACCGUGCCGCCUGGAUCCAAAGACAGUGUACAAGCUGCUCUUGACUGACAGGCAACAAAAUACCUAUUGUCCUAAGACAAAACUGCACACAAAGGCUUUAUUGGUCGAAAAAGGGCAUAUUAAUUUGUCGCUGCACACAGAAUCUGUUUGGGGAGUCAUGGGACUGAUCUUUCUAUAAUGUCCCCCCCCCCCGUUUCUAAGAAAGAAUGAUCCUGUGGUUUAACAGAAAGUACAAAACAAAUCAAAGAUCUGCUGCUAUUCGCCAUACCAUGAACUUGCAUUCUGUGGUCUGGAUGUAAGGAUUACUGAUGAACGAAAGGAAAAGGUAUGGGGCCCAAAUACUUCAGAGAUAGCCAUGUUGCCUGGAUCCAAAGAUCAUUCACUAGCAGCUUUUAAAUGAAGAGUAACAAAAGAAAAUAUCGAGUAGUCUCAAAAAGAAAUUACUCACAAAAACAUUAUUGAUCGAAAAUGAAUAUAUUAAUUUGUUCACUGUACACAGAAUUUGUGUGGAGAGUAAUGGGAUUGAUUUUUCUAUAAAGUCCUCUGUCUCCCCCACUCCCUUUUUUUUUUUCCCUUCUUUUUUUU
This is a messenger RNA of Argiope bruennichi, 1927 nucleotides long. Its product is annotated as BTB/POZ domain-containing protein 9-like. The transcript has 3 exons. Lineage: Eukaryota; Metazoa; Arthropoda; Arachnida; Araneae; Araneidae. Gene Ontology annotation, biological process: neurogenesis. Gene Ontology annotation, cellular component: P-body; cytosol. The coding region runs from base 258 to 1520 and encodes 420 amino acids. The record is from RefSeq and is a predicted model, not a curated record. Gene Ontology annotation, molecular function: protein binding.